This is a messenger RNA of Coccidioides immitis RS, 633 nucleotides long. RefSeq lists its product as uncharacterized. NCBI's taxonomy places the organism in Eukaryota, Fungi, Ascomycota, Eurotiomycetes, Onygenales, Onygenaceae. The record is from RefSeq and is a predicted model, not a curated record. The transcript is spliced from 2 exons. The coding region runs from base 1 to 633 and encodes 210 amino acids.
AUGGGUCCUGACACUCAGGGUAGCUAUCAAGCUCCAAAGUCCAACUCAGGAGCGAAGUGGACGUUGAAAGAGGAAAAUUUCCUUGUAAUCAAUGCCAUGGACCCGAAUGUUUCGAACGACUGGCUGUUAAAAAACCUACCAGGGGGGAAUGCAAGGUCUAUUAAUUCCAUUUCUGGUCACUUUAAUGAUAUGCGACUAAAAGGUCGUCUCUCCCGAAGCUGGAGAGCGAAACAUUGGAACCACGAUAGACCGUGGACCAUCGAAGAGGACGCAGAAAUCCUCUUAUGGAAUGUGUCGGGGCGCGCAUUCAUCGACACGGAGAAGUUUUGCGCUAACGACCGCGCUGGUGGUGCAGUGCUUGAGAGGGAAAAGUAUCUUUGUCAAGAUCGAGAGCUGGUUGAAACAGUGGCACAGAUUGAAGAGAGGCUGAGACUAAUCUUGCUCGAGCACGACAUGAUCAACGCCGAAGCAGACAGAGUUAUGAUCCGCCAGGCGGCCAUAGAGGUGCGACGUGAGGAAAAAAAUAGCAUAGAUGAGAUAUAUACUGCGAUAAGAGACUCGCUAAAAGCACGAGAGGUCGAAGAACCGGGACAUAAUGACGAAAACGAUAAAGGAAAAGGGAGGGCUUGUUGA